CAGAGCGUGUGGAGAUUAGUGUGGUACAGGAGCGCAGAGACAGAGAGAAACACACACACACACACACACGGACGCUGACCACUGAGUUAAGAGAUGCAGAUGAGCGUGUGAUGUUUUCGAGAGGAAAACCGCACGAGUGAAGUGUGUGCUCAAACACCUGAAUUGGAUACCUGCAAGUCAAACCUCACCACUUCACACCUCAACAGAGUGCUGAGGGCACAGCUACAGGGCCUGAACUGAAGCCUCAAACACAGCAUAGAGUGAUGCAGUAGAUCAUUCUCAAACAACUGCUCUUUCUUCUCUCCAGCAACUCAAGUCUCUAUUGGAAGGGUCUGUGCUGUGUACGAGAGUGUGCACUGUGUGGUGUCAGGAUGCCGAUUCCGAAUCUCUGGGUGUAGACGGAGAGCACUGCUCUUUCCUGACCCUUCUCUCUGCGGCCAAUCACAACCUCAUGGCAGACACCAUGGGCAGCAACAGAGCCAACAGGUACAGCUUUGUCUCUCCAGAUGAAGAAGGCCUGAAGAUCUCCACGUUGGGGCUGCACAACGGCCACGGAUCGCCCAGCCGUCUGCCCUCACCCGGCAGUGCCCUCAGUGGCUCCGGGUUGGGUGGGGCCAUGGAGAACACCUACAAUGGAAAGAUCUCCACCACAGGUCGGGGCCAACUACGAAGCCGGUUUGUAAAGAAGAAUGGCCAGUGUAACGUAGUCUUCACCAACAUGGAGGAUAAGCCUCGGCGUUACUUGGCUGACAUCUUCACCACUUGUGUGGACAUCCGCUGGCGCUACCUGCUACUGAUCUUCUGCACCACUUUCCUGGCAUCAUGGCUGAUCUUUGGAGUGAUCUUUUACAGUGUUUCCUUGACUCAUGGAGACUUUGACCCAGAGCGGAAAAUACAAGGCACAGGCGAGGGGCAACAGAAGCCAUGGAAGCCAUGUUUGCUGCAUGUGGAGGGUUUUGUGGGGGCCUUCCUGUUCUCCAUUGAGACACAGACCACAAUAGGCUAUGGCUGGCGUUGUGUCACUGAAGAGUGCCCUGUGGCUGUGGUGACGGUCGUGAUACAGUCCAUCGUAGGAUGCAUCAUUGACUCUUUCAUGAUUGGCACCAUUAUGGCAAAGAUGGCACGACCAAAAAAAAGAAACCAGACACUUUUGUUCUCACAGAAUGCUGUUAUUGCCCUGCGGGAUGGAAAGCUCUGCCUCAUGUGGCGAGUUGGAAACCUCCGGAGGAGCCACAUUGUGGAGGCCCAUGUCCGGGCACAGUUGAUCCGCCCCUAUGUGACAGCAGAGGGUGAGUUCAUCCCACUGGAGCAGAUGGAUUUGAAUGUGGGCUACGACGAAGGCAUUGACCGCCUUUUCCUAGUCUCUCCACUGGUGAUUGUGCACGAGAUUGAUGAAGACUCUCCACUGUGGGCCAUGAGCCAGGCAGAUCUGGAGACAGAUGACUUUGAGAUUGUGGUGAUACUGGAAGGCAUGGUGGAGGCGACUGCCAUGACCACACAAGCAAGGAGCUCCUACCUUUCCCGGGAGAUCCUCUGGGGUCACCGCUUCGAGCCAGUCAUCUUUGAAGACUGUGAUCGCUACAGAGUGGACUAUGCUCGCUUCCACAAGACCUAUGAGGUUCCUUCUACCCCUGCCUGCAGUGCCAAGGAGCUAAGUGAGCUUGCAAGUCAUCGCUCUUCUGCCUCAUCGCGCUCUGGGACACCUGUUAGCCGCAGGACGCAGUGCUUGCGACCGCCCCACUCACCUAGCGCCUUCUGCUAUGAGAACGAGGUGGCUUUCUGCUCUGCGGAAGAAGAAGAGGAGGAGAGGCAGAAUGAAAAAUUAAAGGAAGAACUAGCAACACUGGAUAUGGAUCUGGCAACAAUGACCACAAAUAGUGUUCCAAAAGACUUCCAGAAAAUGUUCCACGACACAGCAGCCAUGACGUCCAGCAACAACGUCCUUUGCAUGCUGGAUAUGGACAACCAGAUUGAGUUUGAUAUUCUGCAGACGACUCUUCCACUCGAUCCGCUGACAUACAAGAGUGAGUCUGAGAUAUGACACGAUUGAAUGGAGGUGUUACUAUGCCAACCCUUGAUCCUGCCUCUAUGUCCCCUCUUUUUAGAAUAAAUCAAAUGAAGAAGCUGAAGGAAAAUGGGAUGAUUCUCUUGGUAUUUUGCACAUUGUUCUGUGUUGGAUUUAUGUGUUAAAAAUCCAAAAACCUAUCGCCUUUCCUGCUCCAGUUUCUACACUGCUUCUGUGGAAGCUGUUCCCAUGCUCUCUGAAGAGGAGAGGUAUCUGGCUAGACAUGGGGAAUGAGAUGGACCUUUGAUCCUGCUGGUUUCUGUUACUCUGAGGGGUCAUUUGACUUAUGAGUUGUUCCCACAUGGGUUGUUUUUGAUUGCUAUACUUGAUUUCAAGAAACUGUAUAAGGCACCAAAAAGGCCCAGGAUGAUGCUUCAAAUUUGAAGUGCAUCUUUGGAGGAGAUGAGAUUAUAUAGGCUAAAGACUAAACAUGCUUCAAAGCUGCAAAGCCAACAAAUUAUUGGACAUGGACAGCACAAAUAACAUUAACAUCACCAAAGGAGAAAACUUGCACUUGAAAAUGCCAGAGAAAAGCUAAAGCACAGGAUAUAUUAUUACUUGUAAGAGUGAAUCUCCAAAAAACAAAAAAAAAUUCAUUUAAGGCAAUCAAUUAGCUUUUUAUUUUAGAAUUUUUGUUGAUAGUUGCUUUUGAUGGUGACUGUAUGAAUGAAGAGGAUUCAGAAAAGUAUAAUUUUUGACUUGUGUGGGAGGAAGAUAAAAUAUUUGUGAUGUCCACAAAGGAACAUGAUUCAAUGAAAGCUUUGAUUCGACAACUGAACCAAUUGACCAUGCUUGUAGAUUUUAGAUUGCAAGUUUAAACCAAUUAUAUUGUUCAUUGUAGCCACAGUGCAACAUUUCUUCUCCAUUAAAUUGAUGAAUGGUGAUAUAUAAACCCAGCAGAAGAGAAAAGGCAGAAAAUUAAUCCACUGCUGUUUAUUGACCAUCCCACUUUAGGUGGGUUUCCACAUUUGAAAAAUACAAAAAAAUUAUAAAGACAUUCAGGAUCUGAUAAAACAUGUGCACUGAAGUUCAUGAAUGUUUCUGGCUUGUCUUCAAUGGGUCGUCAUCCAUAACGAAUCAUAAAUGGCCAAGGAUCUCUGGUUUCUGUUCAAUAUGUUUGCCAUUGCUGUUUUGUUUAUGUGAUAAUGUGAAUGAAAUGGUACAGUUAUGUGUUUUUAGUGAAUGGAUAUUUGUGGGUGGUGGUAAUAUAUGUUGUGUCGACUGGAGUGUAUUAUGUAUAAAGGGAUGCAAUGGGUUUGUGUGAUGCUCAGGGAAAAAUAACGCACAGAGAAUCCUGGGAACAGUAUGUAUGGGAGAAAACACAAGGUGUCUUUCUGAGUCUGAAUAUUCAACUGAAACAAAAAUGCACUUUUGUCCCUUUACGUGCUACUUUAACCCAGGGGAAACUUUGUAUUAGGCAGCAUUGUGUUAAACAUUAUUUCAUGUGACAUUGAUUCAGCUCUUGCAUUUUCUUUAGGUUUUAAAAGGAUGACGAUGCAAAAUAGAGAUGGCACUAUACCACCUUUUCUUUUCCGAUACUGAUAUUGAAACAUUGAGUAUCGUCUGAUACUGAUCCAGUAUUUUUUCUACAGCAAAUUAGCUUUGGAAUAAGUUAUUUUUAAUGGAAGCACAUCACUUUAAAUUUGCAUUCAAAAGUUUCAAAUCAUUGUUUUUAAUAAUAUAAAAGCAGUUUUGUUGCUGAUGCAUAAAAUUAUUCUAGUAUGAUACUAAAAUAUACACUCAGAAAAAACCAUACUGUCACUGAGGUAGUCCCAUUCUCAUCACUGAGAUGGUACCUUUGAGGAUUUGUCUUUAAUACGUUAAGUCAUGGAAAGUGAUUGUACCAUAAUCCAUUGAUAAUGUUUUAGGUUGUAUGAAAAAGUACAAAUAUGUGUACCCUUUCCUCAGGAAAGUGAAUGUAGUGUACCUUCAAAACUUAUGUAAAGUACACAAUAGGCCUCUAAAAUUAUUACAUAAUUUCCAAAUCAGAAUUAUUUGAAAUAGUCACAAUUAUUUAAACGGACUGCAAUAACUUUCCUCAGUUGUUAGAUUUCAUAAUCAUUUUAUACCACAAAAAGCAAAAUGUAAAUUGAGCAUGUUGGGUUGAGGCAACUACACUAUAUUGCCAAAAGUAUUCGCUUGUCUGCUUUCACACACAUAUGAAAUACAUCCCAUUCUCAACUCUUCUGGGAAGGCUUUCCACAAAGUUAAGGGUUAGGGUUAGGGUUAGUUAGU
This is a messenger RNA of Pygocentrus nattereri (red-bellied piranha), 4300 nucleotides long. RefSeq names its product potassium inwardly rectifying channel subfamily J member 4. Gene Ontology annotation, cellular component: plasma membrane. Gene Ontology annotation, biological process: regulation of monoatomic ion transmembrane transport; potassium ion import across plasma membrane. The transcript is spliced from 4 exons. Gene Ontology annotation, molecular function: inward rectifier potassium channel activity. The record is from RefSeq and is a predicted model, not a curated record. Lineage: Eukaryota; Metazoa; Chordata; Actinopteri; Characiformes; Serrasalmidae. Bases 452 to 2041 code for a protein of 529 amino acids.